Molecule: messenger RNA, 1653 nt
Organism: Cyprinus carpio (common carp)
Lineage: Eukaryota; Metazoa; Chordata; Actinopteri; Cypriniformes; Cyprinidae
Product: calcitonin gene-related peptide 1
Cellular component (GO): extracellular region
Molecular function (GO): hormone activity; calcitonin receptor binding
Source: RefSeq, a predicted model, not a curated record
UGAAUAUAUAGGGGCUUGACCAUUGAAGCUGCACACAGUAGUAUCAAGGCGGUCAUCAGGUGAAAAAGAGAAUCAAUAUUUUUAUCAAGCAGCAAGACAAGGUGAGGGUACCAUGUUUAUGUUGAAGAUCUCUGCCUUCCUUGUCGCUUAUGCCGCAGUCGUGUGCCAGAUGUACAGCUCAAACGCUGCUCCAGCAAGACCUGGUUCAGAAUCUCUGACAGACAGAUUUGCGCUCAUGGACUACGAAGCACGAAGAUUACUGAGUGCUAUAGUCAAAAACGUAGUGCAGAUGACAGCGGAGGAACUGGAGCCGACAAAUGAUGACAACAGCAAGCAGAAGCGCGCGUGUAACACAGCCACGUGUGUCACUCACCGUCUGGCGGACUUCCUGAGCCGCUCCGGUGGGAUGGGCAACAGCAACUUCGUCCCGACUAACGUGGGCUCCCAAGCAUUCGGCCGUCGGAGGAGAAACUCGCGGAUGUGAGUGGCUCCAGUCAUGCGGGCUGUGAACUCGGGGCCAAUUCAUUUUAAAUCGGAGAGAACAGAACAACUACAGCUACAGAAAUCGUCUCACAUUCCAAGCUGAAACAAGCGGUAUUCUCGGCAAUGAUCUCUCUCAACAAGGCGGAAUUUUAAAAAUGCACUUAAGCACUUGUGUUAUUAUUCCUUAUGUAUUGACAGAGUGUCUAAAAUACAGAGACAUCUAGAUUUUUAUACAAAAUAAAUCAGAUUGAUAAAGACAUUGAGUGUUUAUUCUCCAUCUCUUUGAGGACUGAAUAAAUCCAGCCUAAUCAAGACUUAAGGACGGCUGUGCAUAUGUGCCUUCUUGCUUGUGUAGGUUGUGAUAAUAAAUGGGAAAUACAAUAGAUAUUAACUUUGUGAUUGUUACGAACUUCUGAGAAGAUUAAAUGUAUUGUGGAUUCAAAAGGCUGCUUUGGGAGAGCAUCUGUUCUGUUCUCACUCAGCUUUCUAAACAAACAGGUGAGACCUGCUGAACUGCCCACAUACAAAGAAUCCCACAGGACUCACAAACAUGACUUCAUUCAGCAUCCUCUCUCUAAUUGAAUCUCAUGGUAUCGUUUCACAUCUGCGGGGUCUGUUGUAAACCUGUAGCAGGUGAAGAUAAGGGCCAUUAACAUCAGGAAAUGACAAAAAAAAAAAAAAAAACUAUUGAGUGAACUCCAAAAUGGCUUGGACUUGAUAUAAUCCUGUUACAAUAGAGCUUGUUACAGCUUUGCUGACAUUGUGGGUUUAAAAUGCAUUAGCUAAACCAUCAAAUAUACGUUCGAUCAUUCAUCAAGUCCUGUCAGUUUAGACCUUUCCUGACCCGUCCAGUUCAUUCAUUCAAACUUGAGAAAGUGUUGUGCCAUCAUCGUCCAACAGAUGGCAGAAUGAGUCUCAUUUUAAAAGCCCACUUUUAAAAAUCAAUUUUACUUUAAAACGAAUGGUUUUGAUGGUUAUUUAAAAAUAGAUAUGAAGUUGCUGGUAUCAUGCAGCUAGCUGAAACAAACCCUUUAAACAAAGCAACUUCAGGGGUUUGUUUCAACUGCUCUCUAUAGCACACUUCUCUCUUCAAAUUGUGUCUGUGGGAUUUUUCAUCAAUAGGUGAAAACAGCAGUUGAGAUCAUUCAUGUCUGCAACACAAACACUGGA